Messenger RNA from Gasterosteus aculeatus aculeatus (three-spined stickleback), 1223 nucleotides. Lineage: Eukaryota; Metazoa; Chordata; Actinopteri; Perciformes; Gasterosteidae. The record is from RefSeq and is a predicted model, not a curated record.
UCCUCCUCCCCCCGUCUCUGUGAGCUCCGCCUCGGCUCUCCCUCACACCGCUACUCGCCUCUCGUCGCCGCGCACACAUGGCCGCUCACCGGGUGAUCGUCUACGGGGGAAGAGGAGCUCUGGGCUCCAAGUGCGUGCAGCACUUCAAAUCCAAAGGAUGGUGGGUCGCGUGCAUCGACAUGGCUGCGAACGAGGAGGCGAACGAGAACGUGGUCGUGGGGUCGAGCGGAGAUUUCACCGAGCAGGCCGGACAGGUGACGACAGAUGUGGCCAAGUUGCUAGGCGAACAGAAAGUGGACGCCAUCUUCUGCGUGGCGGGAGGGUGGGCGGGAGGAAGCUGUAGUUCCAAAGGUCAGAGUUCAACCUUUUUGUGGAAACAGGAGCUUGUGAUGUCCCAAUUCUCAGGCCCCUUCGCCCGCGGCCCCAGAAAACCAGGCGGCUUGUUUACUCUUGUCGGGCCAAAAGCGGCCCUUUCGGGCCCCGGAGGCAUGGCGGGCUACGGCAUGGCCAAAGCUGCCGUCCACCAGCUGUGUCAGAGUCUGGCAGAAAAGAACAGCGGGAUGCCGCCAGGAGCCGCCGCCGUGGCCAUUCUGCCGGUUACCUUGGAUACGCCGAUGAACAGGAAGUUCAUGUCCGACGCAGACUUCGGCUCCUGGACUCCGCUGGAGUACAUCGCAGAAAUGUUCUUCAACUGGACCUCAGGAGUGAACCGGCCGGCUUCAGGGAGCCUCAUCCAGCUGCUGACCUCCGGGGGGGAAACUCAGGCUGUGGCCGCGCAGUAGAGGACACAGAGCAGCUGAUGCGGGGGGGGGGGGAUGGAGAAGCUCAGAGGCACUCGCAGAGGAAGGGGGGUAUGAGGGAGAGAUGGUAACAGGGAGGAGGUGGACGCCAUAAGGAGGUCUCAGAGCUCCAUCUAGCUGUGGGUCCUUGUAUCCAGUGAUGGGAUUUGCACUACAAGCUUGAAGUCCUAUUCAAGGUGGUGUUUGAGAAAUCAGUGAAGUUAAACCAGCUAACACCCCCCCCCCCCCCCCUGCCAGUGUGACAUGACAUCUGUAGACUGUGUUUUGUGUUUUUUUAAGUCCUUCCUCCACUGCGGAAACCUCGAAGGUCAAAGAAAAACGGCGUCCCCUCGUGUGUGGGAGGGGGGGGGGAGGCGACGUGGCCUUAAUGUCUGUCGUGUUGUUGUAACUGUGGAAAUCCCAAUAAAAUCGGUCCCCAAAACA